Messenger RNA from Sebastes umbrosus (honeycomb rockfish), 5779 nucleotides. It is a transcript of the gene kcnt1, whose product is annotated as potassium channel, subfamily T, member 1. Gene Ontology annotation, biological process: potassium ion transport. Bases 598 to 4410 code for a protein of 1270 amino acids. The record is from RefSeq and is a predicted model, not a curated record. Gene Ontology annotation, molecular function: intracellular sodium-activated potassium channel activity. NCBI's taxonomy places the organism in Eukaryota, Metazoa, Chordata, Actinopteri, Perciformes, Sebastidae. Gene Ontology annotation, cellular component: membrane. The transcript has 31 exons.
AACUUUUGUUGUUUUUUAAAUGUGCUUUAUAAAUAAAUGUGGAUUGUAUUGGAUUGGAUCAUAUGAUUUCAUUCUGCAUUUUUAGACUUCUUGUGCAAAAAGUCUUCACACUUCAUAUUUUUCCUUCCAGAGAGCUGCAGAGACCUAAAUCCUCCAGCAGAUGGCACUAACCUUUCUCUCUCUCCUCCUCGCCAUCAUCACUCUGUGGAGUUGGGUGAUAAAUCAAUAGUUAUGUCAUUAAGGUGUACUGCUGGCUGUCAUCACCAUGUUAUGUUCACUGCUGCUGCAGACCUGUCUGUCCUCUUCAUCUCCCACAUGCUGGCAGCCUGAAUUUUUGACAAAUUAUUCCACCUUCAUCUCUCAGUUUGUUCCUUUUGAAGAGUUCAUUGUCACUUAUUUUGCUCGCAGCCUCUUCUUGUCUGCGUAGGCUGAAACAACUCUUCAUACCUCCAAAGACGCACCUGGAGAAGGUGAGGAGGUUGCAUCCAGCAUCCAGCAUCCAACAUCCUCCAACACACACAACAGGGAGAAGAUCUCAGAAGAGCUCGUCUUUCUCUCUCCUGGGUGUCCACUCCUUACUGGGCAGAUCACCAUCCGAUGCAAUUGACCCAGGAAGACGACUCAGUGAAGGAGGACUCCACACCGACCGCAGCAGCUCUCCAGUCCGACGGCAGAGCCGGAUCUCCGGCCAACAUGUGCAGUGAAUGUUACGUGAACCAGACAUUUGAGCACGAUGAUGGGACCGUGAACGAGCACAAGCAAAGCUCCUCUCCAGCACCUCUCCAGACCAAAACCAUCAGCAGCAGCAGCACCAGCGGGGUUAUCUUAGACAUCUCAACUCUCCAGAUGGAGCAGCAGGAGAGCGAGGAGGUGCCUCCGCUGCCGCCCCGCUUCCGCUUCAGAGACCUGCUGCUCGGGGACCAGAGCUUCCAGAAUGAUGACAGGGUGCAGGUGGAGUUUUACGUGAAUGAAAACACCUUCAAGGAGCGUCUGAAGCUUUUCUUCAUCAAAAACCAAAGGUCAAGCCUUCGGAUUCGUGUGUUCAACUUCUCCCUGAAGCUGCUCACCUGUCUGCUGUACAUCAUCCGAGUGGUGACGGAUAACCCCGGUCAGGGCGCCAGCGGCAGUCACAGCACAGGACAGCAGAACACUGCCAGUGGCAACAACAAAUGUGUUGACUGCCCGUGGAACGGAUCAGUGCAGGUUAACUGGGAGUUGAUCUUUUGGGUGGAUAGAAAAGUUCCUGUCUGGGCCAUUCAAGUCAUUGUAGCCAUCAUUAGUUUCCUGGAGACCAUGUUACUGAUGUAUCUGAGCUACAAGGGGAACAUUUGGGAGCAGAUAUUCCAGGUGUCAUUUCUUUUGGAGAUGAUCAACACAGUUCCCUUCAUCAUUACGAUCUUCUGGCCGUCAAUAAGAAACAUCUUUAUUCCCGUAUUUCUCAACUGCUGGCUGGCCAAGUGUGCUUUGGAGAACAUGAUUAAUGAUGUCCACAGAGCGAUCCAGAGGACCAACUCAGCCAUGUUCAACCAGGUCCUCAUUCUCAUCUGCACCCUGCUCUGCCUGGUCUUCACUGGCACAUGUGGAAUCCAGCACCUGGAGCGAGCCGGCAAAAACCUCUCCCUCUUCAACUCCUUCUACUUCUGCAUCGUCACCUUCUCCACCGUCGGCUUCGGAGAUGUCACUCCACGCAUAUGGCCGUCCCAGCUGCUGGUGGUCAUCAUGAUCUGCGUGGCUCUGGUGGUGCUGCCUCUGCAGUUUGAGGAGCUGAUGUACCUGUGGAUGGAGAGACAGAAGUCUGGAGGGAAUUACAGCCGCCACAGAGCGCAGACGGAGAAACACGUCGUACUGUGUGUCAGCGCACUAAAGAUAGACCUGCUCAUGGAUUUCCUCAACGAAUUCUACGCCCAUCCCAGACUGCAGGAUUACUAUGUGGUGAUCCUGUGCCCGAGUGAGAUGGACCUCCAGGUGCGGAGAGUGCUGCAGAUCCCUCUGUGGUCUCAAAGGGUCAUCUAUCUGCAAGGAUCUGUUCUCAAAGACCAGGACCUGCUAAGAGCCAAAAUGGACGACGCAGAGGCUUGUUUCAUUCUGAGCAGUCGUAACGAGGUGGAUCGCAUGGCUGCGGACCAUCAGACCAUCCUGAGAGCCUGGGCAGUGAAGGACUUUGCUCCAAAUUGUCCCCUCUAUGUCCAGAUACUCAAACCUGAAAAUAAGUUCCAUGUGAAAUUUGCAGAUCAUGUUGUGUGUGAGGAGGAGUUCAAGUACGCCAUGUUGGCCCUCAACUGUGUGUGUCCUGCCACCUCCACCUUGGUCACGCUCCUUGUGCACACCUCCCGCGGACGAGAAGGACAACAGUCUCCGGAGCAGUGGCAGAGGAUGUACGGAUGUUGCUCCGGCAACGAGGUCUACCACAUCCGAGUCUGUGACAGCAAGUUCUUUGGAGAGUACAACGGCAAAAGCUUUACAUACGCCUCCUUUCAUGCUCACAAGAAGUACGGCGUGUGUCUGAUCGGUAUAAAGAGGGAGGACAACAAGAGCAUCCUGCUGAACCCUGGCCCGCGCCACAUCAUGGCUGCCACAGACACCUGCUACUACAUCAACAUCACCAAGGAGGAGAACUCAGCCUUCAUCUUCAACCAGGAGGAGAAGAAGGGCCGCCCUACCGGGGGACUCUUCGACGGACCCUCGCAGCUUCCCGUUCACAGCAUCAUCGCUAGCAUGGGCACCGUUGCCAUGGAUCUUCAGAAUACGGGUCCACCUGACGUCUCAGUUGCUAAACUGGUCCCACCUACGGUGAACGGAACAGGGGGCCGCCGGCCGAGCAUCGCUCCAGUUCAGGAGAUCGCCGACUCCUCCUCAAUCCUGCCAUGUGACCUUCUCAGCGACCAAUCAGAAGAUGACUCUGUCUUUACGGACGAGAAAGGCCACUCUUUAACUGAGUACGUGAAAGGUUAUCCCCCCAACUCUCCGUACAUCGGGAGCUCGCCCACCUUGUGCCAUCUGUUGGCUGAAAAAGCCCCGUUUUGCUGCCUACGACUGGACCAGGGUUGCAGGCACAACAGCUAUGAGGACGCUAAGGCGUAUGGUUUUAAAAACAAGCUCAUCAUUGUGUCUGCUGAGACCGCAGGGAACGGCCUUUAUAACUUCAUAGUGCCUCUCAGAGCUUAUUACAGACCCAGGAAAGAACUCAACCCCAUUGUCUUGCUGCUGGAUAAUCCGCCAGAUAAUCACUUUCUGGAGGCCAUCUGCUGUUUUCCUAUGGUCUACUACAUGGCUGGGACUAUCGACAAUCUGGACAGCCUGCUGCAGUGUGGCAUUAUCUACGCCGAUAACUUGGUUGUCGUGGAUAAAGAGAGUACAAUGAGUGCAGAGGAGGACUACAUGGCUGACGCCAAAACUAUUGUCAAUGUACAGACGAUGUUCAGGUUGUUUCCCAGUCUCAGCAUCAUCACAGAGCUUACUCAUCCAUCCAACAUGAGAUUCAUGCAGUUCAGAGCAAAGGAUUGCUAUUCACUGGCCCUCUCCAAGCUGGAGAAGAAAGAGCGUGAUAAAGGCUCCAACUUGGCCUUCAUGUUUCGCCUACCCUUCGCUGCAGGGAGAGUGUUCAGUAUCAGCAUGCUGGACACCCUGCUGUAUCAGUCUUUUGUGAAGGACUACAUGAUCCUUAUUGCACGACUGCUGCUGGGGCUGGACACCACUCCAGGAUCAGGAUUCCUCUGUGCUAUGAAAGUAACAGAGGAAGACCUGUGGAUUAGCACUUAUGGCAGGCUGUUUCAGAAACUCUGCUCCUCUAGUGCCGAAAUUCCUAUCGGGAUCUAUCGGACAGAAUCCCACGUUUUCCCGACUUCUGAGUCACAGGUGUCAGUCAAUGUUGAGGACGGCGAUGACACCAAGGAAAAGGGGGACGAGUCUCGCAGCAACGACCAAUCAGAUCACCCCAUGCUGAGGAAGAAGAGCAUGCAGUGGGCCCGGCGUCUGAGUAAGAAAAGCACAAGGUGGCAGGGAGUGAGCCGGGAUUCGAGCAAGGACCACGCCCAGCGCAUCGCCCAGCAGCGCCUCAACCUCUACCGGCGCUCUGAGAGGGAGGAGCUGUCUGAGCUGGUCCGCAACCGCAUGAGGCACCUGGGCCUCCCCACCUCCGGAUAUGAAGAUCUAACCAAUCUGACAGCCAGCGAUGUCAUGAACAGAGUCAAUCUGGGAUAUCUACAAGAUGAGCAGAACGAUCAGCAGAACACCCUGUCCUUCGUCCUGAUCAACCCUUCUCCUGACACCAGGCUGGAGCUCAAUGACGUUGUGUACUUGAUCCGUUCGGACCCUCUGGCUCACGUCCCAGAGGAGCCUCCUGUCCACAGAAGCAGCCUGAAAGAGAGACACGAGUCCUGCAUAGAGACCAAGGAGGACACCGAGCUCUGAUAGCGUGCUGACCUUCACCGGUACAAGCCUUCAUAAUCACCCCCUUCAGCUUUCAUGGGGGUUCUGGUCGCGUCCACGCAAGUCCAGCCUGACGGAGGACAAUUUGUGCUCCAAUGUUCCAGCACUGCAGACUACAACUGUAUUAUACGAGUGCCUACUGUUUGGCAGGUGACAUUUGACGUCAUCUGUGACAUUUUCAUCCUCCUGCCACAGACAUUGAUUGCGUAUUCUUUGCUGUGAAAGCUCCGUCAGUUGAGCAGUCAAGGACAAGCUUGUUAAGAAACAAAUUCAGCCGACUGAAGGGAUUUGAAUCGAGUCCAGCAAACCUGCAGCGUUGCCCUUGAUUAGAGUGAGUUAGAGAGUUUCACCCAACUCAAGAGUGAAUUGUAUAUUUUGUUUCUGCUCUUUUUGGGUUGUGGCCACCUCAGGAAAAGUGCAGGUUGAACAUCAAGAUUAGAGAUUUUGGGAUUUUAUCCGUCUUUUCUUGACUUUUUGAGAUUAACAGAAAUCAGAUGCACAUACUCUUAAUGUGUACUAUACACUUUACUAUUCACCCCCAGUCACAUAAAAUCAAACGCACUGUGUGACUUAAAUAAAAUAUGUGCAUUAAAGCUUUUCUUUAAAGCUUAUUUUUUUGUAGCUGAACCAUAGAAGUAGUUAUUCAGUGGUGUUAAUUAGUAAGUUAUGUACUUAAACAUUGAUGAUUACUUAUAUGUUUCUCUGCAGUACAUUUCUAGAGGUUUGCACUACAAGUGCUUAAUUCAACCCUUUUAACAGGCCUUGCCAUGUAUUCAGUAUUGUGCCAUAAAGGCUUUAUUUGAUUUGUACUAUAUUAGUAAUCAGAAAACCUCAUUUCACUUUCAGCGCUACUCAGUUAAAGAAUGUGCUUAUUCAUUUUACAUUUGUGGCUGUUUGUACAAGGUAUGCAUUUCUGGCUCUCGCCCAAAGCGUUGGCCGUGAGCAGCGAACUCCUUACAGAUUAUAAAUCGGAAGGGUGGAGUUGAUUUACCUUAACUGUGUAGUAGAAAUGAACUGGAAAUGUACUGAGAGCACAGACCUCCACCAAGGCCAUGCCCUGAUCUUGCAAUAUUAAUGAAAAUGAAAAAAUUAUUUGUGUAUCCGUAUAAGUUUCAUGAAAAUCGGGCUUGUAGUUUUUUCCGUAAUCCUGCUGACAAACAAACAAACAGAAACUCCUUGGCAAUUUUACAUUUGUGGCUGUUUGGACAAGAUAUGCAUCUCUAUAACGCUGCAUCCUGCACACAAGAACUUUUGACUUUGACUCUUUUGGCUUUAUCCAUAUCUAAAUGUUGAAAAUAUUUGUACUGUUUCAUUUCAAUUUGUACAUUAAAGUGUUAUAUUAUGAAGAAAA